This is a messenger RNA of Aedes albopictus (Asian tiger mosquito), 1577 nucleotides long. It is a transcript of the gene Tsen34, whose product is annotated as tRNA-splicing endonuclease subunit Sen34. Gene Ontology annotation, cellular component: tRNA-intron endonuclease complex. The record is from RefSeq and is a predicted model, not a curated record. Gene Ontology annotation, molecular function: tRNA-intron lyase activity; nucleic acid binding. Gene Ontology annotation, biological process: tRNA-type intron splice site recognition and cleavage; tRNA splicing, via endonucleolytic cleavage and ligation. NCBI's taxonomy places the organism in Eukaryota, Metazoa, Arthropoda, Insecta, Diptera, Culicidae. The transcript has 4 exons. Bases 96 to 956 code for a protein of 286 amino acids.
UUGAAUGGAAUUGAAUUUAAAUUAAUUCUAACAGUGACAAUUUUUUAACAGUUAUUGUGAGAUAAAACAGCUGUACUUUGAGUAACGUAGUAAAAAUGGAUGAUAAGAUUUCUGUAACAUUUCAACAUAAUCGUGGUUUUGUCUACGAUGUAGAAGAUUACAUCAAACUUCGUUCCACGCACCGCAUCGUUGGUAGUCUGAUAGGAACACCGGUAUCCAAACCACGAAGCGCCAGUAGCUUUGGGCUUCCGGCUGUGCUAACUCCACUGGAGAUCAGAUUGGCACUCGACGAAGGAUUGAUAGAACUGAUUGAUAAGGAGGCGCAGCUGACUCGGUGUCCAAGCGAAGAGGCCAAACAACAGUUUGCCCGUUUGAGCCAGAAACAGAUCGACGAACAGAGACAACCCGUUGUUGAAAAGAGACUUCGGGAGUUCAAACAGUAUUUGCCUAAAAUCAUCGAGGGAAAACGCAAAAAGCUGCUCAAAAGUGGAGUUAAGGAAGAAGAUAUUACAAUUAAUGAGGAACAACUAUUAAAGGAAGAAAAUCACAAACUGGCAACAAUGGAAAUCGACAGGUUAAUUCAAAUCCCGCAGGAGUACCCUCUUAAGACUGAAUGCACUUAUGUUAAUUAUAACCUUCCCGAGUGCGACCGCCUGAAAUACAAAAUAUUCAGGGAUCUCUGGAAAACUCGUCCGGUGUUCAUAACCGGAGGCGAUUCGUUUGGAUGCGAUUUUCUUCUCUAUCCGGGGGAUCCGCUCUACUACCAUGCUUCCCACGUGGUUCAUGUUCUGGCAAAUGCUGCACAACGAUUGGACGCAAAAUAUCUCAUCCGAUGUUGCCGACUGGCGGUGGUGGUGAAUAAAGUUUGCAUAUUUGCCUAUGAAGAAGGGCCAGGUGGAGAAAUCCGAUACCAAACCAUGGAAUGGGAGGGCAAUGUAGCAGCAGAAGAGCUUUGAGGUAAAGGAAGGGACGAAGUGAGCUCCAUCACAUCAUUUCACUGUAAAUUACUUUAAUAAGGCAUGAGGUCAUCCUCGAGUUCAUCCUAUUUCGAAAAUAUACGAUGCUUAAUGAUUGUAUCCCUUUAGGGAUGAUGAAAAUGGGAGCACUUUGCUUAAAAUGCUUAAUGAUUGUAUCCCUUUAGGGAUGAUGAAAAUGGGAGCACUUUGCUUAAACUGAAUUCCAUUCCCCUAUAAGAACUGUAGUUAAGUAGAAAUUUGUUGUAGGUUCUCAAAUUAUUUAAUGCAACACAUGACCAAUUUCUGAACUAAGCACAUGUUUUCUGUGAGAAAUGUACAUAUGUCGAUCAAGUUUGUGAUGAUACUGUCUGGGAGUGAUUCAUCUGUAUAGUGUCUGAGGUAGAAACGAGUGGACAGAAUAUGUAUAUACCUAGGAGUUCAGAAUAUAUACUAGGAGUUUAUCCAAGAAUUGCUCUAGGAGUUCUGUAAUUCUGUAAUCUCAACGCACCCUCUGGCCCCGAUCUGGCCGAUCUGCGCUUUAACCCCCGCUGAGCGAUACGUCUACCGGACGGAGUACGACGAUGUUACAAACUCUGGACUUAAUAAAAAGUGAUUUUCUAA